UGGUGGUUUAACUCCAAGGACACGGUAAUCCAGAGGGCUAUAUAACCCUUCUGAUAUUAUUAGUGUGAAAGUGACUUUGUGAAAGGACGAAGGGUAGUUGAAUUCAGUGAUCACAUUGAAGAUUUGGGUUCAAUAUGAAGGAAGAUAUUGGUGGUGUUUCAGUUAAAAUGGAGGGUGGUUUGAUGGAGCAGGGUGGAGAUCGAGUUGGACAUGUUAACAAGGUUAGUUGUGUCAAAAGGGUCAUUGUCAAGAAGAGGAAACCUUACAAUCGCAGGUGUAAUCAUAAAAAGGCAGUGUCUAAAGUCCCAAAGGCGCUUCAGGAGCUGUUUGUUUCAUGCAGGGAAACAUUCAAGGGCCUUGGCACUGUUCCUUCACCUCAAGAUGUUCAGAAACUAUGUCACAUUCUUGAUAACAUGAAGCCAGAAGAUGUUGGGCUAAGAUCAGAUCUGCAGUUCUUCAAGCCUGAAAAUAUUGUCAAAGAGAACCAAAGGGUCACAUACACUACCAUACAUAGGUGUGAGAAUUUCUCACUCUGUAUCUUUUUCCUACCUGCAAAGGGAGUCAUUCCCCUCCACAACCACCCAGGAAUGACUGUUUUCAGUAAGCUUCUAUUGGGUCAAAUGCACAUUAAGUCUUAUGAUUGGGUUGAUCCUGAGGUGUCUCACAAUUUGUUGCACCAACAACCAUCUCAGUUGAGAUUGGCUAGGCUAAAAGCUAAUAAUGUGUUCACAGCACCCUGUGAUACUUCAGUGCUGUAUCCAAAAAGUGGAGGCAACAUCCAUGAAUUCACAGCUAUAACUCCAUGUGCUGUGCUUGAUGUCCUUGGGCCUCCUUAUUCCAAAGAAGAUGGCAGGGAUUGCUCCUACUACAGAGAUCACCCUUAUGCUGCUUUUCCAACUGCAGAUGGAGAGAGUGCCAAGGCGAAAGAAGAAAAUGAUAGUUUUGGAUGGUUGGAAGAAAUUGAGAUGCCAGAAAACUCUCAAAUGGAUGGAAUUGAGUACCUGGGUCCUCCAAUUAUAGAGAGUGCCCUAUAG
Abrus precatorius (Indian licorice) is the source of this 1034-nucleotide messenger RNA. Its product is annotated as plant cysteine oxidase 2-like. NCBI's taxonomy places the organism in Eukaryota, Viridiplantae, Streptophyta, Magnoliopsida, Fabales, Fabaceae. The coding region runs from base 135 to 1034 and encodes 299 amino acids. Gene Ontology annotation, molecular function: oxidoreductase activity, acting on single donors with incorporation of molecular oxygen, incorporation of two atoms of oxygen. The record is from RefSeq and is a predicted model, not a curated record. The transcript is spliced from 5 exons.